CCUGUGUCCCCUCCCCUCUUCCCAAACAGGGCAUUUCCCUAACUUUUCCCUUUUUCUCACAAGGCUAUAGUUCAAUAUUCCAUUCUGGGGCACAUAUCCUCUCCCAAAAAUUCCGACUCUGGGCUCCUCGACGCCGAGGCACUCCGCUUUGUUGCAAGCCCCUGCUUUGGAGUGCACACCAGGACUUCUGAUCUAGAUCCCGGUCUAGACUCCUCAGCCUGGGUCCACACGGUGAACGGCGAGCCAGAGAGAGUGCGAGGUAACAGGGAGGUAACUGCGUUUUGGAGGGAUAGCCAGACGGACCGAUGGCAUCAGGGAAGCUGGUCCAGGUGCUGCUGGGAUGGGCGGCCAUGUGUGUCGGGUCGUUCCACUUGUGUUGGGGUGAAACUCCCGGGACAGGACAGCACCAAGCGAGCCGCUUCACCGGCACCGAGGACCAGAGAGAGGUGCAGCGGGUCAGACGCCGCGGCCAGGAGACUCUGAGAGGGCCCAAUGUUUGUGGCUCUCGCUUCCACUCGUACUGCUGCCCCGGCUGGAAGACUCUGCCGGGAGGGAACCAGUGUAUCGUCCCCAUUUGCAGGAAUUCCUGUGGUGAUGGUUUCUGCUCCAGACCCAACAUGUGUACCUGCUCGAGCGGCCAGCUCUCUUCCAGCUGUGGAGCAGGAGGAGGAGUUCAGUCCUGUAACGUCAGGUGUAUGAAUGGCGGCAGCUGUGCAGAGGACUCCUGCUCCUGCUCAAAGGGAUACACAGGAAACCACUGUGGACAGCCUGUGUGUGAGAACGGCUGUCAGAACAGCGGCCGCUGCAUCGGGCCCAACAGAUGCGCCUGUGUCUACGGUUUCACUGGCCCGCAGUGCGAGAGAGACUACAGGACGGGGCCAUGUUUCACCCAGGUGAACAACCAGAUGUGCCAGGGCCAGCUCAGCGGGAUCGUCUGCACCAAAACCCUCUGCUGCGCCACCAUUGGUCGAGCCUGGGGCCACCCCUGUGAGCAGUGCCCCGCCCAGCCACACCCCUGCAGGAGGGGCUUCAUCCCCAACAUCCGCAGCGGAGCGUGCCAAGAUGUGGACGAGUGCCAGGCUGUGCCAAAUCUUUGUGCCGGAGGAACUUGCAUCAACACCGUGGGAUCCUACGAGUGUAAAUGUCCCGCAGGCCACCGUCAGAGUGAAACCAGCCACAAGUGUGAAGACAUCGAUGAAUGCACCACCAUCCCGGUGUGUGUGAUGGAGGAGAGUGCAGCAACACGGCUAGUAGCUACGUCUGCACCUGUCCACGAGGCUACGUCUCCAGCACAGAUGGCACCAGAUGUGUGGAUCAGCGUGUUGGCACCUGUUUCUCGGCUCUGGCUAACGGGCGCUGUGCCGCGGAGCUGAACGGCCAGUACACGAAGAUGCAGUGCUGCUGCGACACGGGACGCUGCUGGGCACUGGGACAAAUCCCCGAGAUGUGCCCUGUCAGGGGGUCUG
This is a messenger RNA of Gymnodraco acuticeps, 1466 nucleotides long. RefSeq names its product fibrillin-2-like. The record is from RefSeq and is a predicted model, not a curated record. Gene Ontology annotation, molecular function: calcium ion binding. Lineage: Eukaryota; Metazoa; Chordata; Actinopteri; Perciformes; Bathydraconidae.